Penicillium chermesinum is the source of this 849-nucleotide messenger RNA. RefSeq lists its product as uncharacterized. The transcript is spliced from 7 exons. Gene Ontology annotation, cellular component: plasma membrane. Gene Ontology annotation, molecular function: acetate transmembrane transporter activity. The record is from RefSeq and is a predicted model, not a curated record. Bases 1 to 849 code for a protein of 282 amino acids. Lineage: Eukaryota; Fungi; Ascomycota; Eurotiomycetes; Eurotiales; Aspergillaceae.
AUGAGCAUCGAGGACCUUCGGAUCAAGUCCAACGGCGCCACGAUGAAUGGCUUAACUCAAGUCCCGACAUCAGUGACGCUUUCGGCGGAGCAGUUCGAACGGCUGUAUCUGAAUCCUAUGAUGCACCGUCGACAGCCUGAUCUCACAAAGAAGUUUGGUAACCCCACACCACUGGGUUUGGGAGCUUUCGUUUUAACGGCGACGCCCAUCGCGUGCUGCUUGAUGGGAUGGAGGGGCGCCACUGGAGUCGGUGCUGCGUUCAGCGGAGUUUUGGUUCUGUUUGGUGGAGUGUUUCUGGUAUUUGCAGGUGUCAUGGAGUUUAUUCUUGGCAACACGUUCUCCGGCGCUGUAUUCUGUCACCUCGGUGCUUUCUGCCUCGCUUUAGGGGCUACCUUGACUCCUGCUUUCAACGCUGCCGCCCCGUACUCGGCCGAUGGCACAAAUACACUCCAGGGUCUCCAUAGUCCCGAAUUCUUAACCACAUUUGCGUUCUUCUUCGUUUUCAUGGCCUUAUUGAUGUUCAUAUACAUCAUCUGCGCCUUACGCACCAAUGUGGUUUUCGUCCUCAUCUUUACCGGCCUGUUCCUCUACUUCUGUCUUUUUGCCGCCUCUUGGUGGCACUUGGCGGCUGGGAAUCUUGUCGUCGGCAACAGGUGUCAAGUGGGAAGUGGCGCAGCGCUAUUCGCGGCCUCAAUGCUAGGGUUUUAUCUCCUGGCUGCUCAGCUGUUUUCCUCGGUCGGUCUCCCAAUUACCCUGCCUGUUGGCGACCUUACAGAGCUAUGGAGUAGAGGCACUUCGAGGCGCGAGGCUUCGGAUUUGGAAGUUGGUGAGGAAUCCGGUAGCAAGUAA